GUGCUUUGCGGCAGUGUGGCCCCACGGGCAGCGGCGGAAGAGGAAUCGAGAACCAAACGUUGAGCGUUCUGGCGGCGGUGGGUCUCGGAAAUUAUGGACGUAGGCGAGCUGCUGAACUACCAGCCAAACAGGGGUACAAAACGUCCCCGUGACGACGAAGAGGAGGAACUGAAGACACGCCGGAAACAAGCUGGAGCCCGAGAGCGAAGUCGCUAUAGAGAGGAGGACGGGGCAGCAGUGGAAGAAGCUGAUGAUGACAAAAAGAAGCUUCUUCAGAUGAUUGACAAGGAGGGAGAAGAGGAAGAGGAAGAGGAUGAACCACUAGAUGAAAGCUCAGUGAAGAAAAUGAUUCUCACAUUUGAGAAGAGGUCCUAUAAAAACCAAGAGCUACGCAUAAAAUUUCCAGACAAUCCUGAGAAGUUUAUGGAAUCUGAACUGGAUUUAAAUGACAUCAUUCAGGAGAUGCAUGUAGUGGCAACCAUGCCGGACCUCUAUCACUUAUUAGUGGAACUCAAUGCUGUGCAGUCUCUUCUCGGGCUGCUUGGACACGACAAUACAGAUGUGUCCAUAGCUGUGGUUGAUUUGCUGCAGGAAUUAACAGAUAUUGAUACACUCCAUGAGAGUGAAGAGGGAGCUGAGGUGCUCAUUGAUGCUCUGGUGGAUGGUCAGGUGGCAGCUUUGCUUGUUCAGAAUUUAGAGCGACUAGAUGAAUCUGUGAAAGAAGAGGCGGAUGGAGUCCAUAACACGCUGGCCAUUGUAGAAAAUAUGGCUGAGUUCCGACCAGAAAUGUGCACAGAAGCUGCCCAGCAGGGCCUCAUGCAGUGGUUGCUGAAGAGACUGAAGGCAAAAAUGCCUUUUGAUGCCAACAAGCUCUACUGCAGUGAGGUGCUAGCCAUUCUGCUCCAAGAUAAUGAUGACAACAGGGAAUUGCUUGGGGAACUGGAUGGAAUCGAUGUGCUUCUUCAGCAGUUAUCUGUAUUUAAACGGCACAAUCCUGGCACAGCAGAAGAGCAGGAAAUGAUGGAAAACUUGUUUGAUUCACUCUGCUCCUGUUUAAUGCUUAGUUCCAAUCGUGAGCGUUUCUUGAAGGGAGAAGGUCUCCAGCUGAUGAAUCUCAUGCUCAGGGAAAAGAAGAUCUCUCGAAGUAGUGCCCUGAAGGUAUUGGAUCAUGCUAUGAUUGGACCUGAGGGUACUGACAACUGCCAUAAGUUUGUUGACAUCUUAGGUUUGCGAACCAUCUUCCCUCUCUUCAUGAAAUCUCCCAAGAAAAUCAAGAAAGUAGGAACCACAGAAAAGGAACAUGAAGGACAUGGUGCGAAGAGGAGAGAUCAUUGAUGACGAUAUAGAAGAUGAAUUCUAUCUCCGUCGCCUGGAUGCUGGACUCUUUGUCCUGCAGCACAUCUGUUACAUCAUGGCAGAGAUCUGUAAUGCCAGUGUCCCUCAGAUUCGCCAAAGGGUACAUCAGAUUCUGAACAUGCGUGGAAGCUCCAUCAAGAUUGUCCGACACAUCAUCAAAGAAUAUGCAGAAAACAUUGGUGAUGGGAAGAACCAGGAAUUCCAGGAGAAUGAACAGAAGCGUAUUCUGGAACUGCUGGAGAAUUUUUAGUCCUACUCUGCUUUUCCUUUCACCCCUCAGACUGUGAGCUCCAUGUCUGCUUCUGAUCCCUUCAAACUCAAAUGCCUUUUCUAGGACACAAAUUUGAAUUUGGCUUUUGGACACAUUAAAGUUAGUUUUGGUAUU
This is a messenger RNA of Trichosurus vulpecula (common brushtail), 1741 nucleotides long. RefSeq names its product catenin beta like 1 (gene CTNNBL1). The record is from RefSeq and is a predicted model, not a curated record. Gene Ontology annotation, cellular component: spliceosomal complex. NCBI's taxonomy places the organism in Eukaryota, Metazoa, Chordata, Mammalia, Diprotodontia, Phalangeridae.